AUGGAAGAUAUAAUGAAACUUAUCAACGAUUCUAACGUUUAUUCAAACCCAAAAAGUUCUUUUUCAUUACUGUUCCCAUUCCUCGGCAAAAGAAAACCAGUAGAGAGAUUUGCUAUCGAUAAUGAUAACGUUUAUAUAGAUUGCUUCAUUUAUGAAACUAUUGGAUAUGAAGAAUCAUUUAUUCUUGCAACAAUUACAUGCUUUCUUCUUCGAACCGGAAAGUGUGUAGUAUUUCUUCCCGAUUAUCGUGAAUUAGCUAAUAACCCAGAAAUUUCAUUAA
Molecule: messenger RNA, 280 nt
Organism: Funneliformis mosseae
Lineage: Eukaryota; Fungi; Glomeromycota; Glomeromycetes; Glomerales; Glomeraceae
Source: the annotation of a GenBank genome assembly